Saprolegnia diclina VS20 is the source of this 2837-nucleotide messenger RNA. RefSeq lists its product as hypothetical. Lineage: Eukaryota; Oomycota; Saprolegniomycetes; Saprolegniales; Saprolegniaceae. The record is from RefSeq and is a predicted model, not a curated record. Bases 82 to 2784 code for a protein of 900 amino acids. The transcript has a single exon.
UUUUCACGCACCGUUCGAGAUUGCUCCGACACCAGCUGGUCCGUGCGCCUCAUCCUGGCACGGGCCAUUGGCAAAAUCGCGAUGGCGCUGCACAUGACCGACGACGGCGUCGCCGCCGCGUACGCAUCGGCGCUGCACAGCCUCGCGAGCGCGACCGGUGCCCACUGCGUGUCCCAGACGCUGCAGCCGCCCGAUGAGGUGCCGGGCCUCGACGUCGAUGGGCUCGAGAGCCCGAUCGCGUGGCCGCUCUACACGGACGAGCGCGACGUGCUCAUGGAGCUCUUCCACGGCGACGACCACGCGUGCGUCGUUGUGCCAUCGGCGCAAGCCACGUUCAGCGACGAUAUGGACGAGCCGCUUCUCGACGCAAUCGCACACGACGUCCGGAAGCGCCUUGGCAUCCGCUCGGCGUUCAGCGCCGAGCUGUCGCACCUCGUGCUCGAGAGCAGCGGCGUCACAUCGACCAGCCAUCUGCUCGCGCGCAACCCGAGCGAGUCGUCGUUCGGCACGCUGCUGCUGCUCGCGCCGGCCAUCGACCGCCACGCGGGCGGCGACGUCACGGUCACGGGCGCGCGCGACGCCAUCACGUGGUCGACCUCUGCCGAGCACAUGCGCUGGAGCUACUGCGCGUUCCUCAACACAUCGAGUGUGACCAUGACUUCAUUAAGCGACGGCCACCGGGCGCUGCUUGUUUUCGACUUGGUCUACGACGCCGCCGAGCCCGGAACGAACCAUAGCCUGAGCGUGCACGACGCACUGCUGUCGGCCGCGCGUUGCCCGCGCCAGCGCUACACGGCUGCGCUCUACAGCUGCAGCCAUCGGCCAACGACACCGCUCUCGUUCGACGCGCUGCGCUCGGCGGACCGGGCAUUUCUCCAUGCUGUGCUCGCCACGUCCGCCUUUGACGUCGCGCUGGUCCGCGCCACGCCGUCUCUCGACGACGCCUUUGACGCGUACUUGCUUGGCGACGACGAUAUGCCGAUUGAGAUUGCAGAGGCUCUCUUUGUGCCAGACGCCGACGUGCCAACGGCGGUGCAACGGGCCUUUUGCCAAGCCCCGCUCGUCGGCCUCGCCGUCAACGAGUCGCGCCGCCGGUCGCCCGACUACCUCGUACUCUGGCCCAAACAACACCGAUGGCGCAUCCGUGGUUUCCAAGCAACGCUCACCGCGCUGCAGUCGUCGGUGCCGUCAGAGGUGGACGCUAUCGCGUUGGCUGCGAUCGACGCCUUUGCCGCCAUCGACGUCGUCCACACGCACCCAUUUGACUUGCCGUCGCCAACGACCCUCGGCGCCGCGCUGGUCGCCCUCAACCGCCUGCCGCUCAUUCAGGCUUUUCUGCGCGAUGCCGUCGACUUGAGCGACGUCUACUACUUUGAUGCGAUGGUGCACUGGAUCACUCACGUGCUGCAGACCUAUGGCUGGCCACAACUGUACGACGCAUUGCUGCACCUGCUCUCUCGCGCCGGCGCCACGUGGUGUGGCGCAGCCAAGGGCGCCGAGCUUCUCUCGCAUCUUGCUACAUCGCUGCGCACGCAGCCGUUUGCGCGCGAGUGUCUUCUCGAGAGCUGGCACGCUCUAUUGCAAGCGCUCCUGUCGAUGCCCGAAGCACCGCUGACGCCUACGUCGGUGCCGCCCGCGCUCCUCACCCACGGUCUCGUAUUGGAAGCGUCCUUUCACUCGACGUCCGAGACAGUCGAGACAUCGUGGCUCGGCGCCAAACUGCCGCCAAGUCUUGUGCGCCACGUGGAUGCGUACCGCGCAUCGACGUUGGAGACGCUGCUGGCAACGUACCCGACCGCGUUCCACCCGAUUCGGGGCGUCGCUCUCGCGAUCGACCCGCUGUUGCCCGCGACAAGGAGUGACGACACGAGCUUGCAUCUGCGGCCGUGGCUGCGGAAUGUCUUUGCGACGUUUCCAAGCUGCUUGGACCGUCUCCACGGCAUCCUUGACGACGCCGUGCUCGCUGCGCUCGUUCGUGUCGCUCGAGCUGCAAAUGCGCUGCCGCUUUUGCUGCAGCACGCGCAAUCGUGGCUCGGGCGGUUUGUGUUGCCAGCUCUGGUGCAGCUCCUCGACGACCCGCCGACGUUGGCACUGAUCCGUGACCCGCUGUUGACGCUCGUCAACGCCUUCUUGGCCGAGGACCAGGACCCGGACUUGGACGGUGAUGACGAGAUGCGCGAAAACCCGCCCGACGUCAUUGAAAUGCUUUUGCGGGACGAACUUGCAGUGCUACGGGCCAUGCUGUUGCUCCUGCGCCGUCUCGACGGCCCUUUGGACGUGUGGCGACGCGCUCUGACGUCGCAUCGUCAGCUCCAUGACGUUGCGUUUGCUCGGUAUGUCCUUGUGCCGCUCCAUGAGCUCGUGCACGACGACGACAUCGAUCUCGCAGCAUGGCUGGCGACAUUGGCGCGGCCCGUGCUCCAGCGCCAUCUGGCCAACGAAGUGCUGCCAAAUCGGCCCAACUGGAGCAUCACUAGCGUGCAGUUGCCGUGCGACUGCGUCCAGUGCAGUGCGAUCACGGCCUUCCUCUCGGACGCGACGCGGUCGCUACUCCGCUUGCCCCAGCAGGGUCUUUGCCCCUUGUACGGCGCCGCCGAGAAGCUCUUGUUGCCCGCCGGCGUCGCGAUCGACGACAGCCCGACGGGGUCCCACGUCGUGCUGCUAAAGCCACGUCACUGGACCUUCUACGAGCACGCUCUGGACGAAGCCGGGCUUGCCGCGUUGGACGACGACGACCGCCACGCAGCCAAGCGCCAGCGCCGCUUGUCGCCGCGGUCGGCUUGAACUUGUUACAAUAUAGAUGCAUUGCUAGUACCUAACCCUUUUGUUGAUUGUUG